This is a messenger RNA of Heteronotia binoei (common prickly gecko), 1207 nucleotides long. It is a transcript of the gene VMA12, whose product is annotated as transmembrane protein 199. The record is from RefSeq and is a predicted model, not a curated record. Gene Ontology annotation, biological process: vacuolar proton-transporting V-type ATPase complex assembly. Bases 93 to 677 code for a protein of 194 amino acids. Gene Ontology annotation, cellular component: endomembrane system. The transcript is spliced from 6 exons. NCBI's taxonomy places the organism in Eukaryota, Metazoa, Chordata, Lepidosauria, Squamata, Gekkonidae.
AGCCGAAAGUGGGGCUCUCUAGCCCGUUGCGAUCUCUAUGGUCAUGCACUUUCAUCUUAGCCCAGAAACGAUCAUGUGACUUGCCGGCCAAGAUGGCGACCUCCUUGCGGCCCGGGAAGCGCCUGCGGCGGGCUUCGGCAGACCCUGAGCUGAGACGACUGGAUUCAGAACUGCUGGCGGAACUCGAGGCGGCCUCGGCGGCCGGUCCCGGCCUGCCCUUCGAUCUGGUUCGGAGGCUUCAUCAAGCCCUGCGAGAUGCGGGUUCUCAAGUGUAUCUUCAUGAACUUCUUGAAGGCAGUGAACUCUUUCUUCCUGAAGUGAAAAAACCUCCCAGGAACCCAGAAUUAGUCGCCCGGCUAGAGACACUCAAGGCUAAGCUAGCCAAUGAAGAGUACAAGCGGAUGACAAGAAAUGUCAACAACCAGGAACUGAACCGAUAUGGCACUCUGGCUGACCUCGGAAGGCAAGUUAGGUCCACCAAAGCCGUGGUCAUCACCAUAUUCAACUUCCUGGUGACUGUGGGAGCAACGUUUGCCUGCACCUAUCUGGGCAGCCAGUACAUCUUUACAGAAAUGGCAGCGCGGGUGCUGUCAGCUGUGAUUGUUGCCUCUGUGGUGGGUUUGGCAGAACUGUACGUGAUGGUGAGGACUCUGGAAGGGGAACUGGGAGAGCUGUAACCUGAGUGGACUCCUGAAGUCUUUCGGACCCUGAUGCUUCAGCAUAUCAGGCUUCCCAUCAAAGCAGUUGGAGAUCACCUGCAAAUCCAAGAAGGGGCCACCUCUCUAUCUUCCCCAGCAGCUGCUGGCUCUGGACAAAGUCAAGACUUUUGCUCUCUGAUGCAAUAAGCUGCUUGAGGUCUCUCGCAUGCCCCUCCUUUCUUCCUCCCUUGCACAAGCUCACUCCUGCUCUCCAGUCUUUUCUGCGUGCAAGCGUUUGCAGCUGUUGGGUGUGAGUGAGGCCUCCCUUCAGCUAUUGACAAGAAAAGCAAUUUCCUGCCAGCACUGGAAGAUCUGUGAUCAUCUCACAUCUUGAUACCACUUCUGUGGGUCGUGACACUUCAACGGGCCAAGACAGGGAUUAGUCCUUUCACUAUUGUGAUAAACCUGUGAAAUGCAAUGUCUCAUUGCUGGCUGUGUGGGUUCAGUAAAGUGAUGUCUUGCCUUGUUUAGAAGUGGAUUUCUGCUGUGUGCAAUAAACUCACUAAUGA